Entrophospora sp. SA101 is the source of this 618-nucleotide messenger RNA. The record is from the annotation of a GenBank genome assembly. Lineage: Eukaryota; Fungi; Glomeromycota; Glomeromycetes; Entrophosporales; Entrophosporaceae.
AUGCAUUUCUCACAAAAAAACACUGCAGCUACCAAGAAAUCUUCAGAAAUAAUAAUAUUCACUUUGGCCGUCUUUUUCAUCAUCUUUUUUUCUCAUGUUGAACAAGUUUCAGCCCACGGUCGUAUGAUUCAACCACCAAUUAGAAUCAAGGCAGGUGACGAAAAUCAAGGGUUCACAAUAACCAACGGUCCAACAAAAGAAGAACCAUGCGCGGGUAAUCUAGCUGGACCCGUAAAAUCCAAAUUUAAAUCUGGCGAAACCAUUCCAAUACAAUGGAAAAUCACUGCAGCUCAUCGUGGCACAUGCACUGUCCAACUUUCCGUAACCGGGCAAGAUACCGAUUUCAAGGAUUUAAAGAAGUUUGAUAAUUGUGCUGAUGCAACUGGUGAUUUCUCUGACACAGUUGCCUUACCAAAAGGUGUAUCGUGUGACAAGUGUACAUUGCGUUGGAAAUGGGAUGCUGGGCUUACCAAGGAAUUGUACUUGAAUUGCGGUGAUAUUAGUAUUGGUAAAGGUAGUAGUAAUAAAGUGAAACGUAAUGACGUACCUAAAAUUCACAAUAAAAAAAGAGUUGUUAAAAGUUCAGCUUCAAGAAGAUUGGCUAAAAGAAAAUUUUAA